Molecule: messenger RNA, 1230 nt
Organism: Epithele typhae
Lineage: Eukaryota; Fungi; Basidiomycota; Agaricomycetes; Polyporales; Epitheliaceae
Product: alpha/beta-hydrolase
Exons: 6
Coding region: 1-1230 (409 amino acids)
Biological process (GO): epoxide metabolic process
Molecular function (GO): epoxide hydrolase activity
Source: RefSeq, a predicted model, not a curated record
AUGGCUGACCCUGCUUCGAGCACCGAGCGGCCCUUCACUCUCAACGUCCCCGAAGCCGAUCUCGACUUCCUCCACCAGAAAAUCAAGCUCACUCGCUUCCCAGACGAGCUCGAUCAAGCCGACUGGGAAUACGGAGCACCGCUCGCCGACAUAAAACGGCUCGUUUCCCGCUGGCAAGACGGCUUCGACUGGCGCAAGUCCGAGGCGGCCAUCAACGCCCUGCCCCAGUUCACGCGCGACAUCGAGGUCAACGGUUUCGGGACGCUCAACAUCCACUUCCUGCACCAGAAGAGCGAGGAGGAGAACGCGGUGCCGUUCCUGUUUGUUCACGGAUGGCCGGGACACUUCCUGGAGGUGCGCAAGAUACUGCCGCUGCUGACUGCCAAGUCGGCGGACCACCCGAGCUUUCACGUCGUCGCCUUGAGCCUACCGGGCUUCGGCUUCUCCGAGGCUCCGAAGAAGAAGGGGUUUGCGGAGCGUCAGUAUGCGGAAGUGGCGAACAAGUUGAUGGUCAGUCUUGGGUACGACCAGUACGUCGUGCAAGGAGGAGACUGGGGACAUUACGUCGCGGCGUAUCUCUCUACCUUCUACGCCCAUACACAUCUCAAGGCUUGGCUAUCCAACUACCCAAUGGGAAUACCGCCAACUCUAUCCGAGACGCCUCUGCUGCACCUCACGCACAAGAUCACACCAUACACCCAGUUGGAGAAGAAGGGCUUGGAGACGUCGGCCAAGUUUCGAGCUACGGGAGGAGGCUAUUCAUACGAACAGUCCACGCGGCCCCAGACGCUCGGGUACUCCCUCUCCGAUUCUCCAGUCGGGCUGCUGGCGUGGAUCUACGAGAAGCUGGUGGACUGGAGCGACGCGUACCCUUGGAAGGACGACGAAGUGCUCGAGUGGGUGUCCAUCUACUGGUUCUCGCGCGCGGGCCCGGCGGCGUCGGUGCGGAUCUACAAGGAGAUGACGGGCGGGUACGCGUACCGGGCGAUCGCGCACGCGAAGCGGACGUCGAUCCCGUUCGGGGUCUGCUACUUCAAGGACCUCAACCGCUCCCCGCGCAAGUUCCUCCAGGCGCUCGGCAACCUCCAGUUCGAGUCGGAGGAGCAUGAGAAGGGCGGGCACUUUGCGGCGCACGAGGUGCCGGAGGCGUUGGUGGGCGACAUCCGCAAGUUCUUCGGAAAGGGUGGCGCGGCGUAUGGAGCGGUGGAGGGGCGGAGUGGGUAUGCUUGA